Pyricularia grisea is the source of this 3442-nucleotide messenger RNA. RefSeq lists its product as uncharacterized. The transcript is spliced from 3 exons. The coding region runs from base 1268 to 2326 and encodes 352 amino acids. The record is from RefSeq and is a predicted model, not a curated record. Lineage: Eukaryota; Fungi; Ascomycota; Sordariomycetes; Magnaporthales; Pyriculariaceae.
GUUCUUUCUUUGCUUACACACCACGGACCUAAGACCAGAAGCAAGUGCCACUAAUACUGUACUAAUAUUAAUCAAGUGUGCCGACACUUUGGGACCGGACCACGAUAAUCCCUGACCCAAGGAACCCAAGGUUAGGGGUACGGGAAGGGAGUCCAUCCACCCCAGUGGGUUGGAGCCCGGUGAGAUGGGACGAUUGUUGCACGCACAGUGAGCUGGGGCCUUCUGGACUGUGAAAACCAUUCCAACUUCAGUAAAGCUCUGCACAAGAAAGCCACCCCUCGCUUUAUAUUGACAGACCCCUUCAGCAGUCGCCUUGCGUCCAGCCCGCAUGGCAGACCAAGCUAGCGUGCCGCCAUUUCCAGACUUUUCUCGCCUAGCAACUCGCUCGAUAUUUUGUACAGUAGAGACUCGAAGGGACCGCCUGCCCGUCCGAUAAACGUUCCACCCUGCCGUCACCUUUUUUCGUGUUCUUUCCUGAUUGACACUUGCGACUUGACCUUUCCUGUCCUUCUUUUUGGGGCCGAAAAAAAUAAUAGUUAUUAUUAUUAUUAUUCUUAUUCUCUGUCCACGGCACCGUAUAUACCCUCCCUACCUUGAUUGGUACCAAACUCAAUCCAACUCAAAACCUUGCUUCAUCUACAAAAUCGAAAGGGUCGGCCCCACACUUUUUCCGUGUCGUUGACCUUUGCCAACCCGAGUCGCCCCGGAGGAGGUUCCUAACCUUACCCCGUCCCCCUCAUCCCGUAGGAAUCUUCUUCUUUUGAGAGGAAAUUUGUCCUCGUCGAUUAAGACUUCCACCGAUCAACACUAAAUCGUCGUCAACAAGCCUCGAAAUAACCGCUGCUUAGAGUCCGUGCCAAACACGGUAAAACGUCUGGCAUUUCUUCCCGCGAUUAUCACUCAUCUAUCUGUCUGUGCUCGGCGCUUCUUACCUGGAUUCGCAUUUCACCAAACAUACCUUAGCCGACAUCACCCACAGGCCAAAGCCACGCCAGCCAGCCAACUGCAAUCCAUCCACCAUCUGUUUAAAAAGAUCGCACCAUCGCCUCCACAACCGACUUCCGGCUUCGAAAAAUUACAUCCAUACAGGGCAGAAAAUCCAGAAUAUUGUUUGUUUGGCUGUUUGGCUGUUUGGUUGUUUGGACUGGCUCGGAAUUAGGUCAUCGACUUGGCAAAAAGAGUCUGCCCCUCAAACUGCGACUAGGGAUCGCUACUAUCUUAAACAGAUUCGAAUUGAUCCCAGAACGACAUUCUAUCACCCGCGGUCAUGAGCGCACAAGCGCAGUCGGGCUCACCUGCGGCCCGGGAGAAAGGGAAGACAGGGUUUGGCAAGAUGUUAUCCAGGAUGAAAACUGUACUGCGGAAGGAUAAGCAUCAAAGGUCUGCAGCUGUUGGUGCCCCCGGACAGUCAACGACCCUGGCAUCAUCCACUGUGCCUAUUCAGCCUACCACUAGUGCACCCGCUCAAACGGCCCUCGAAACUACAGCUACGCCAAAACAGAUUAAGCCAAAGCCUAAGGAGUUACCGGGCUCGGUCAAGAUCCCCCGUUUGCAGAUCCACGAGGAGCGCGCGCGGAAGUUGGGAGAGCGUUUUGGGGUAUCGAUCCAGCCAUCUGCUCGGGACCUGGCUGAGGGAUAUGCGUUGCGCAUCGACAAGCCCAUACGCAUGCGAGUCCGCAGGCAAUGUCAUAUGUGUCAAUCCAGCUUCGGGGCCGCCAAGGAGUGUCCUGCCUGCAAGCACACGUGGUGCACAGAGUGCACUCGCUAUCCCCCGUUCCGCACCGAGGAUGAGCUCGCCGCCAGCAGGGUGAGGCGCGCUGCGAUAAUCAAGGAGCAGCGUGAAAAGGCGCCCAUUGUUCCCGAUUACAAUCUAUUGGCGUGUGACCCCAAGCGCGGACCUACCGUUGUGCUGAAGAAGCCGAGUAAAACGGGUGGUCAGGAGCUGGUACACAAGAAACCCCGACAGCGGGUGCGACGACACUGCCAUGAAUGCGGCACGCUCUUCACUGGAGGAUCUAGGGAAUGCUCCCACUGUAAUCACGUCCGGUGCACUGAUUGUCCCCGUGACCCACCUAAAAAAGACAAAUACCCCUACGGCUACCCCGGGGAUGUCUUCGGGCCCAAUUCGAUUCCCUACUACGAAUGUCACUGUUGCCAUACACGGUUUCCGGCAUCUCCCCAGACAGGCGACGAAUGCAGCAAAUGCUCGCACAAAAAGUGCGACGAUUGUCCACGACUCAAGCCGCAGAAGGUCGAACCCGAGCCAGACCCCGCUAUUGUCAGGAGCAUCACAGCCAAGCUGGAGUCCGUUCGUCUCGAUACUUGAUUUUAAAAGCGACAGGAUGGUUUUUUCUUCAUUUUGUUUUUAUUUUGUACAUAUAUAUACCCAGCCUUGUAUACGCAUUUUGCGACGGAAAAGAAGCGAUCUCUUUGUUAACUUUGUUUGUUAUUCAUUUUUUCUUCAUUAUCAGUCACUCUGUCCACAUCCUUCAUGGCAUUUUUUUCUUCUUUUUGGCAAUCCUUGUAUACAUGUUGCUACUGUCUCGAUGCAUUUGCGUGUGUUCGCUUUUUUUUCUUCCCCCGAUGCCAGGGACAAGUGUUCUGUCCAAUUACGACGCUCCCUCCAAAACAAUUAUCACGAACAGACUUUAGCACUUUUCGACCGUCGAUUGGUGAAACUCUAUCCUAUCAUCAUUUUUUCGACUCCCUGUCAGCAUUGUUGUCCGGUCAAUUGAUGUCAUGGUUAGGACCCAGCUCCUUGGGUCGACCCAAAUUAUGUGCAGUUCCGGUAUCGAAAAAAUUAUGAUUCAGACUCAAACUGCCACGAGGACUCUCGGACGUCGGGUAUCCGACGCAAGCCCAACUGGCAGGGGCUUGCGCGCAGCCUCGAGCACGCUAUUGCAAAACAAAACGCCGCCGUGCGAUAGCUGAACGUGCGUUAGCUCCGUUUGGGGGGCUUGACAGGGAACUAGUUUUAGCGGUUCGUGAUUUGUGCGGAUUUUCCCAACCUGGCGUCCAAUGGAGCGUCGCUAUUUCUAGUAAAGGGAGGGGGAAGGAGAGCAAAAAGAAAAUGGAAGAAAAAAAAAAGAUAAGAGAAAAGUCAGAGUCUACUCCAUACAUACAAUAUCUGGUUUCAGUUGAAGAGGUGGUCGCUAGAACAUUUUCUUUCUUUUCUUUCUGCUACGCCGCAUACGCGCAUAUUCCCGAACCCAGCACCACGGAGCUGGAUGACUGAGCCACGAACGGCAGUUGGAAAGGAGAAGGGUGGUUAGAAAAGGGGGAAGACAGCAAGUGGUGUGGUGUGUAGGACAUGCGAGUAUGACAACCAAUUCAGGACUUUGAGGGUGGGAAAGUCAGGCCACUCUGACGGGUUGUUGAUCACUUCGUACCACAACAUUGAUUGGUCUUUUUGUAAUUGUUUCUUCAUUUAACCUAUUCCCGA